This is a messenger RNA of Seminavis robusta, 3933 nucleotides long. Lineage: Eukaryota; Bacillariophyta; Bacillariophyceae; Naviculales; Naviculaceae. The record is from the annotation of a GenBank genome assembly.
AUGAACGAUAACGAGUACGACUCUGCCAACGGAAUGGAAGGCACUGGUCCUCCCACCCGAUUUGUGGGUGGUGAUGACGAUGAGACGAACAACAUGUCGGAAGUCUCGAUGAAUCUGAGUUUUCUCAUGGAAGAGGCGUCCUUGGGCAGUUUUCCUGCCUAUGCUGCUGGUAUGCCCUACACUCCUAGAGGUCAAGGUCAGGCUAACCCUAACCAUCAGGAGCCUCUGGCAGAAGAACAAGAAGAAGAGGGCACUUCCACUGAAGAGCCACAAGAGGAAGAGGAUGAUGACGAAGAAGACUAUGAGGAAUCUUAUCAAGAGUCCUAUUAUCAUCAGGGCGAUGACUCUCCCACCAGUGAGAACUCGACAAUGAUACGAGUUUCUCUCCAGCCACGCCAAUCCAGAGACUCUAUGAGUCAAAGUUUUUUGGAACAGGGCAGUGCUCAUCCCUCGGACGAGCCAAGCAACUACGAAGACGCAGGAGAAAUGGAGGAUGUCGAUCUACUCAAGGAUGCCAGUAAAAAAGAAGAACACAACGAUUACAAUGAUGACGAUGAAGAAAGUCGAAAUCUCGACUCCAUCAUGAGCGAUUCUCAGCAGGAUGAACCAUCCACCGUCGAUAUGGCCGAACAGAACGAAAAAAAGGUCCGACAAUCCCUUCUCUUUGCCAUUCUAUCCGCUUGUGGACUGCUCCUCUGCAUGAAAUUAAUUUCAAAAUUGGUUCAAAAAUGCAUGGGAAACGGGGAACCCAGCGCAGAAGAACUGGCACAAGAAGCCGCAGAGGCAGCGGCCGAUGAGGUCGCUGGGAAUGCCAGAACCGCCAUGCUCCUACAAGCACAGCAACAAUCUGUGGCCAAUUUGGGGAAUCCCACCUAUCUGGCACUCCAAGGGGCUACACAGAACAUGGCCACGGCAGCUGCUCAAGGUAUGGCUACCUCGGCAGCAGCCGGAAGUUCCGCUGCGGUUGGUACGGCAACGGCGGCGGCCGUUACCACAGGGAUUGUGGGACAGGCACUGGCAGGUGUGGCCACGGCCUCACUCGCCACACAAGUUGCUGUGGCCGUCGGAGCUGCUGCCAUUGUCACCACUACUGCGGUUUCCACUGGAAUGGUCAUGAUGAGUGCCAUGGAAACCACCAACAGUACCAAUGUCACCACCGCAGUGAACGGAACCAGUCUUAUCAACGGCACACUCCUUGUGGAGCAUGGCGCUGGGCUUGGUCUCGGCAAGAAUGGGACAGCUAGAGAUAUUGACGAUGUGGCGGGCGCUCUUGGUGAUGUCUUUGAUGACAUCCUUGGGAAUGAGUUCAAUGGCACUGCUGCCAACACCUCCAACCUUCCAAACAUGACAGGAGGAGGCCCUUUGGAUAAUGACCUUGAUGAUGUCGUCAUUGACUUGAAUGAAUCUGCCUACAGCUGGUCCAUGUCUGUGUGUCCUGGCUUUGAAGAAGUCACAGAACUGAAAGAAGGCAUCACGAACUUGGUUCUUCAGGGCCUCCCUCUGGGAUUUGUGGAAGCCAACCAAGCCCGACUCGAAGAACUAUUCAAGCUCAGCUACAAUGCUCUCUCAGGAAUGUGCAGUGGAGACUUUCUACGAGUGGCCCACAAUGUCGAAUUGACAGAUAUCAAUAGUGUCCAGGCUGGCCCAACCAUGCUCUUCACGUACACAAAAUGGAAGGUUACAAUGACUUGUGUGGGAUGUCCUGAUCAGAAUUGCUUGUUUGGUGGUUCAACUGGACCCAGUGAAGUCGCAAUGGAGAAGAACGGUGUCGGCAAGACACGUUCUCUGCAAAGUGGCAUCUCAUUGCUCUCCAACAACCGUUUGUAUUCCGACUUUGUCGAGGCCUUCAUCUUUGAAAUCGAAGAAAACUUCCCAAUGGGACCUGAACAAGAACAAGGUCCAGACAGAGGCGGGGAACCAACUGUUCGACUGUUUUAUGGUUCUGUUGUGGAUCCUAAUGAUGAAGACAAGAUUGUUGCAGAGACCAGUGUAAAUGCAGAGACUGCAGACAUCGUAACAGCAGCCUCAGGGGCCCCCUCUGCAGCGCCUAUUGAAAGCUAUUUCACUGCUUAUACCGCGGCACCCACAGAGGCCCCCACCCUGUCCACCCAGCCAUCAAAUGCUCCUUCGGAUGCCCCAAGCAAGUCGCAAGAGCCAACUACAGCGCAUUCUUUGAGUCCAAGCAAAAGCAGUGAUGCCCCAGCAGCCGUGCCAGUCGCAGCAUCACCGACUACAGCAAUGCCCACAGAAACGACUGAUUCAAAAGCUGGUAGUGGUGCACCAACUGGAACAGGUGCUGCUGCCAAGGCAUCCCCAACAACACAUGAGCCGACCCCAUCUGCCCCAACAACACAAGAGCCAACCCCAUCUGCCCCAACAACUGCAGAACCUACCACCCAGGCACCAUCGAAAAAUACACAGCCAGGAGCAUCCACAUCAAGACAAACUGGUUCACCUGGUGACACAAAUGGCCAAGCUCCAACCUCUGCCAUCCCUACCACUUUCAGCCCAACAACUGCUGGCUUCACUCCUGGUGCCCCAACAACUGCUAGCCCCUCUCGUGAUGCCCCAACAACUGCUAGCCCUUCUCCUGAUGCCCCAACAACUGCUAGUCCUACUCCUGGUGUCCCGACUGUUGCUGGCCCCACCCCUGAUGCCCCAACAGCUGCUAUUCCUACUCCUGAUGCCCCGACCAUUGCUGGCCCCACCCCGGAUGCCCCAACAACAGCUGGCCCCACUCCUGACGGCCCAACUUCUGGAGGCCCAACCAGUGCAGGUCCCAGCACGAGCAACCCCACGACCACCAGCCCCACCACAAUCGGACCAACUACAGCGAGUCCCACUACUGGAUCACCUACGGGAACUCCUUCCACAGCCAGUCCCACAACUUUGGUUCCAACAGUGACUGAGGGAAGUCCCAGUGCUUCUCCAACAACUUUGAAUCCCUCUGCACCGCCAACGCCAGCACCAACUGGCCAACCCACUCCAGCUCCUACAGGACAGCCUACACCCUCUCCAACAGCAGCCCCCACAUCUAGGCCAACCAACCAACCCACCCCACUGCCAACAUCAGCCCCCACACCAGCACCAACAGGCCAACCUACAGAAGCUCCAACUAAGCCACCAACUACAGGAACACCAACAGUAACAGCAGGACGGCCCAGUAGUAGCCCCACAACAUCUUUUCCAUCAACACAAGUGCCAACUGGUGCCCCUACUUGUGGCUAUACAUCCGUCACCACCACAUACUACAUGGGGUUCACCAACGACAUCUCUUCUGUCCAAGAUGAUACUUUGACUUCAAAUUUUGUCAGGGCUAAUGAUUUCGUAACGGAAACAACGUGUGCUGCAAUUGUGACCAAUGUAACGAUAACACAGAAGAUUGGCAGGCGAAAACUGCAAGUUGGAAAUGCAAACUUUCAUCUGGAACUUUCUGUCACAGUGGAUGAGACAAGUGCUAAUCCCUUUUUGGGGAGUGCCACACAAAGAGCCGACUUUGUUGCUGCCUUUUCUAGCCUAACAGGAACAUCAGGAGUUUAUAUCAGUGAGACCCUGAUCACUGGAAGCCCAACCACAAGCAGCCCAACGACUGCCGGUCCCACAGUCACUCCUGGUAGUCCCUCAGCUUCUCCCACCACAGCUGGCCCAACAACCUCAGGUCCCACAGUCACUCCUGGUAGUCCCUCAGCUUCUCCCACAACAACUGGCCCAACAACAGCGGGUCCCACAGUCACUCCUGGUAGUCCCACGGCUGCUCCCACAACAGCUGGCCCAACAACUGCAGGUCCCACAGUCACACCUGGUAGUCCCACAGCUGCUCCCACAACAGCAAGCCCAUCGACUGCCACCCCUGCAACUGCACACCCUCAACUGUUACGCCUUCAACUGCAACACCGACCACAGCAGGCCCGACAACUCUGGGUCCAACAGUGA